Agelaius phoeniceus (red-winged blackbird) is the source of this 2206-nucleotide messenger RNA. Its product is annotated as mitogen-activated protein kinase kinase kinase 3-like. The record is from RefSeq and is a predicted model, not a curated record. Lineage: Eukaryota; Metazoa; Chordata; Aves; Passeriformes; Icteridae. Gene Ontology annotation, molecular function: ATP binding; protein binding; protein kinase activity. Gene Ontology annotation, biological process: protein phosphorylation.
CCGCUGGGACCCGACGUGGUGACACCAGCCCCGCAUGUCCCUCCGCGGGUGACCCCGGGUGGAUGCUUGAGAGAGGAGGAUAAGGCACAAGAGUCUGGGACCGGUGGAAUGGAGGCCUGAUGUAGAUGGAAAGAUGGAUGAAGAAGAAGCUCUGAACUCUAUUAUGAAGGAUUUGGCAGCGUUGGGCAAGUGUGGGGGGCUGCUGGACAACAACAGGAAUAAAAACAGUGUCCACUCCAACAAACAGCAGCGAAGUGUCAGGAUCAAGUUUGAAUAUGAAGGAGAGAAAAGGAUUAUCCAGUUUCCAAGACCAGUCAGAUUCAAGGAGGUGGUGCAGAAGGUCACGGACGCUUUUGGGCAGACGAUGGACUUGGUCUGUGUGAACAAUGAGCUCCUGAUGCCACUGAAAUCCCAGGAAGAUUUGGACAAAGCCAUGGAACAGCUGGAGCUGAGCCCUUCCCUGAAGAGCCUGCGGAUCCUUGUGAGCGCUCCAAAGAAAGCGAACCUCCUGCAGCCCAACAACAGCAAGCAGCAUGAGAUGAGGAUCUCCAGAUCCAUGGGAGAUAUCAUGGGAUCCCUGUACAAAGACUCGGAGAGGACACGCAAAUAUUCCACAGGCUCCCUGCACACCGGGCGCAGCUCCCCGCCGCCGGGCAGCGUUCCCGAGGAGCAGCAGCAGAUCGCCCGCCAGGGCUCCUACACCAGCAUCAACAGCGAGGGAGAGUUCAUCCCUGAGACCAUGGACCAGAACAUGCUUGAAGCUUUCAUCAGCCCUGAUGAUUCUCUGUCUGGGAGCUGCCAGUCACUGGACAGGUCUGUGGACAGCCCUCCCUUUCCCCAAACCCCUGUUCCUGGAAGGAAGAGCCAUCCCAAAGACGGUCUUGAUUGCAUGGAUUUUGACAUCCCAUUCUGUGAGAGGUUUGGGAAAGGUGGGACCUUCCCAAGGCAGUACCAUCUCUCCCAAAGUCGCAAGGACUACAGCGAUGGCCGGAGGACUUUCCCCAGGAGUUACUUCCCACAGGAGAACCUGUUUCAGCUUGUCCCUUCCAGCAGAACCAAGAGCUUUACUGGGGACAGCAAGCUCAGCACCUUGCAGUAUGAUGAAUACAGGCCCAAGUGUUGGAACAAUUUUGAAAAGGGUCUGCAGGCCUUCAGCACCUCCCCUACAAAAGCCAGGAACUCCCUGCAGGCACCUGUGAACUGGAGGCUGGGGAAGCUGCUGGGAAGAGGAGCUUUUGGGGAAGUUUAUCUCUGCUAUGAUGCUGACACUGGGAGGGAGCUGUCAGUGAAGCAGGUGCCUUUCGACCCUGACAGCCAGGAGACAAGUAAAGAGGUGAAUGCUUUAGAAUGUGAGAUUCAGCUGUUGAAGACUCUUCGUCACGACAGGAUCGUGCAGUACUACGGGUGCCUGCGGGAUCCUGAGGAGAAGAAACUGUCCAUCUUUGUGGAAUACAUGCCAGGGGGCUCAAUAAAGGACCAGCUGAAAGCUUACGGUGCUCUGACUGAGAAUGUCACACGGAAAUACACCAGGCAGAUCCUGCAAGGAGUCUUCUACCUACACAGCAAUAUGAUUGUCCACAGGGAUAUUAAAGGUGCCAAUAUUCUGAGAGAUUCUGCUGGAAAUGUGAAACUUGGAGAUUUUGGGGCCAGCAAACGCAUCCAGACCAUCUGCAUGUCUGGGACUGGGAUUAAAUCUGUCACAGGAACACCAUACUGGAUGAGCCCAGAGGUUAUCAGUGGAGAGGGCUAUGGAAGGAAAGCUGAUGUGUGGAGCGUGGCCUGCACCGUGGUGGAGAUGUUAACGGAGAAGCCGCCCUGGGCAGAGUUCGAGGCCAUGGCGGCAAUUUUUAAAAUCGCCACGCAGCCCACCAACCCCCAGCUCCCCGACAGCGUCUCCAGCUCCUGCCGCAACUUCCUCAAGCAGAUCUUCGUGGAGGAGAAGCGGAGGCCGACGGCCGAGGACCUGCUGAGGCACCCCUUUGUCAACUGCGGGCUCUGAGCGCUGCCAGCGGGGACGGGGAGCGCCGUGUGGGGAGGUCGGGCCUCACCCGGGGCUGUCCUGACAGUCCCUCCUCGCUCGCUGCUGCCUCGGCCCCGCCGCCUUGUUGGAUUUUCAAGCUGCGCUCGGGACUGUGGGGAAUUCAGAGCGAGGGAUUUCCCGGCCUUGUGCGGGUGCUGGACCACGGAACCUCCCUGCUGCCAGCGG